Colletotrichum paranaense is the source of this 786-nucleotide messenger RNA. RefSeq lists its product as uncharacterized. The record is from RefSeq and is a predicted model, not a curated record. NCBI's taxonomy places the organism in Eukaryota, Fungi, Ascomycota, Sordariomycetes, Glomerellales, Glomerellaceae. The transcript has 4 exons. Bases 1 to 786 code for a protein of 261 amino acids.
AUGCUUGGAAAAAGAGCGUCGACCUGGGCGUUCGACACCACGGAAACUCCCGCCCUCUAUUUUGGCGUCUGCAUAGGUCUGCUGGUACUCACCUCUGCAAAAGCCGUCCAGCAGAGUUUCCUAAUCUAUUCGAGGACAAACUCGUUGAAGAAUAUCUACGCUUGGAUGGUAUGGAUUCUCCUCUUCGCCAACGCCACCCAGGCGAUUAUAGUCUGGUUACUUUUCCGCGGUGACAUCUCAAUAAACAUCGGCUUCAUGAUUGCGGACGCCAUCAGCUGGGUUCUCCAAACCCAACUGGCCCCCCAGAUUCUCGCCAACAGACUCGGUCUCCUCAUGCACAACAAGCAACGAGUCAAGUACAUGAAGAUAGGUCUGGUUGUCUUCAUCGGCAUCUUCAACCUCGCAUACAUCGCCCUGUGGGUCGUCUUUACAAUAAACCCCUCUCAGCUGGCGGUAGUGAUCAACAGAUACUUGUCGCGGCUGGACAUAGUCAUCGAUCUGCUAGUCAACGUUGUGCUCGAUGCGACUUUUCUCAUAAUCAUCAAGCGUGAGCUCAUUGCCGGCGGCCUAGUCAAAUAUCGGCUUUUGUUCAAUUGCGGUGUGGCGGCUGUGUGCCUUUCGAUAUCCUUGGAUGUUGUCAUGAUGAUCCUCAUGUCUGCACCAAAUUCCUAUCAUUACACCUGCACCCAUCCGGUUGCCUACUGCGUCAGGCUCAUAAUCGAGAUGCUGAUGGCAGAUUUGAUUGCAGUGAUCGCGCGAACCCCGCAUGAGAUGAGGGAUCUUUGA